Caenorhabditis sp. 36 PRJEB53466 is the source of this 2996-nucleotide messenger RNA. NCBI's taxonomy places the organism in Eukaryota, Metazoa, Nematoda, Chromadorea, Rhabditida, Rhabditidae. The record is from the annotation of a GenBank genome assembly.
AUGUACGCGACGAGCACACAAAAACGGGAAUGGACGUAUACGGCGGAGAAAUUGGCACAAAUGAGACACGAGGUUUGCGAAAAUGAUUUUAGGCAGAUUUGUGAAGAAGAUUGUACGAAAUUCACGGGACCCCAUGCUUCCAAUUCAUUAAUAGGGGGUGAGGGGGUAAUACUGGAGUCCGCGCAUUACCAAUUGUGGUGAAAAACAUUUUCUAAUCCGAAAGAACAUUUCGCACACGUGACCUUUAGCAAAAAAGCGCUCUCACAGUGCACACCUCUCUGCCGGAUUCUCAUAGUACUCGCGGGCAUUCUUUUUUUUUACGUAAUACAUCUGCUUCCGGGACGCUAAGUUGAACAGUAGGUGAACAGGAGACCAGUCUGCUUCGAAAUUCGCGGGAGGGUUUUCUGGUUCAAGUGCUUCUGUCCGUUCACUGAUCCGUCGCUGAUUCUUCACUUCCCCGCGUUCUCAUCCCGCUCGGCGUUUGGAAACAAGCUCAUGCAGUCAUGCGCGGAAACAAAAAUGUAAAACAAUUGUCAAAUUUCAGAAUAACACAGCUAAAAAUCAUAAUUACAAAAAGGUUGCAAAACAUCAUACUCGUAAAUGCAAAGGACUUUUUGUCAGGACUUGUAAAUUUUUAAAGUGUGGACAAAGCGUCAAGCAACAGCAACACUAGACUAAUCCCAGAGUGAUCCCGUUUCAAGAGAGAUCCUACACUAACUUUUCGGUGAUCCCGUUCUGUUUAGUAGCUCCUCACUGACUUUUUGCUCAUCGCGUUUCGCUCAUGCUUCGCUAAUUCCUCACUGCGCUCCUCAGUAAUCGGACUGUGAUUCCUCAGUGCUUAGCGUCCCCUUCAUGGACUGUUCACGGACGGAUUACAGGUUUUUGGCUAAUCAGCGUCUGCUCGGUAAUCGCUCGGUAAUUUCCGAGUGUUGCCGUUUUUCCUGUGCACGUUUUCGCUCGUCUCGAAUUGUGUCUAUCUUUCCGCUGUCUCUCAUUUCUUGCAAACUCUUCUAAUUAGAUUGCGAUCGCUGCGACUCGAUUGCAAUUGUUUCUAAUUAGAUUGCGACAUCUUCUAAUUAUCUUCUAAUUAAAGCAUCGUCUAAUCUGCUAAUUACUUUUAAUUACUAAAUCUUUGUAAUCCAAUAAGAUUUUACUGGAACUUCAAUUAAAUCUUAUUAGAUUGCGAAAUGGAGCCUUUUCUAAUUAAAUUGCAAUCGAGUUCCCAGAGAAGUCGUUCACGUGAGAAUAAACAUUUUUUUGCACCCUCCGAUAGAUUCGCUUCAAAAAUGCAAACAACAAGUUGAACAUCUCACGACGGCAUCAAUUUGGUGGCAAAGAAAAACUGCUUUUAUCAUGAGUUUUUCAAAAGAACAGUUCAAUUUGGGAUGUCACGUAAAACAAAAAUGGCAGUUCUGGAGUGUAUGCACGUUGCUCGAUUCUGAUGAGGGGAUUAUUGUGGUAUUAGAUUGGAAGGCUGGGGUUCCGUGAAAUUAGCUUAUUUUGUUAGCGAACAAUGAUUUUUCAGAUAAAUGAACGAUUCCGUCAAAAGUACGAAUCGGUGGUGGAGCCCGACGAGCUCGAGCUUUUUGUGACGCCAGACGUGGAGCUCCGAAUGCAGAGAUCCAUCGAGGACGCCGCUUUGAAGUACGGUAUCGGUCGUCAAGAAAAACAAAAAACUUUGUUUCCAGAUUUGCCGAAAAGUUCCGUCCGAACAUUUGGCCGUCGGUGAAAUGGACGGCCAUUGCGUUCUUCAAACGCGUCUAUCUUCAGUGGGUUCCGUCGGAGACGUCUUUAAGGGUUGGUUUGCGAAUUUUUGAAAAACGGACUUUUUGAAGCGUUCUCCGGAAAAUCGAAAUAUAAAACAUGUUUGCAGAUGGUGAUGAUGACCUGCUUCUAUUUGGCGAUGAAAAUCGACGAAUUCUACGUGACAAUCGACGAAUUCGUCUCGAAUAUGAAGUAAUUACCCCUCGCUUUUUCUGAAAUGUUUCAAAGAAAAUUUCAGUGUCGGAGAGCCGCGACAAAAUGCCGAACGCAUUCUGAAACUGGAGCCGGAGCUCAUGAAAUUGCUCAACUACAACUUGACGGUUCACUGCCCGUACAGGUGAUUUUUUCUGGAAAAUUCACCUAAAAUACAAAAGAGCGAUUGCAGACCGUUCGAAGGUCACCUCAUGGACAUGAAAACGAGAAUGCUCCUGCUCAACUUUGAUCUCGAAUCGAUUCGCGGAGAUUCGAUGCGUUUUCUGCAGGUGCCUUCUUCCAUUUGUUUCCGGAUUUUUAAUGGAACAAUUCCAGACCGCUCUUCAAACGGACGUUCUUUUGAUGUAUCCGCCGUCGCAAAUCGCGCUGGCCGCGAUAAAUUAUGGACUUCACGCACAAGGUAUACACGCGCUGACACUUGAAUACGCUAACCGAAAUUGUCAGAGUGUUUAGGAAAAUCCGACGAGAUACUGCGUGAAUUUCUGCGCAAAGUGCUCGGAAUCGAAGAGGAUUCGUGGGCGGCACGCGACGCGCGUCCAGAGGAUCUGGAAAAGUUGGAGAAGACUGUGACGAGGUGGACGAAAUGAGAAAAUGACGAAAUGAAAACUAUUUUUUCAGAGUCGGACAGAUAAUGCGUGAAGUCGAGCGCUCCUACGUGCCGGUUACCGAACAGGAGAGGGAAAUGCAUAAGGUUUGGAAAAAUUGAUGCAAAUUCGAUUGUUUGCGUGUAAUCCGCCACUUUGACGCCUAAAUUUGACGCCUAAAACCUGCUUCGAACGAUUCUCUUGCUAAAAAUGACACUCUCUGUCAUUGUUCACACAUUUUUAAACUAGUGAACCCAAUUUUCAUCAUCAAUAUCGGACCAGAAACUUUUAAUUUUUCAGAGCCAACUUCAACGCAUUCAAGCGCUGAUUCCGACGCUGACGCAACGCCUCAAAGAUCAGUGGAUCGCCGGCGGCGGUGUCGGAUUGAUGCCCGGAGAGCAGCCGGAGCAACCCGUCGACUCGGACGACGAAUGA